GUCGACCACGUAUCAACUCAUUCAUGGCGGCUGCUGGUCUUGUAGGAGGUGUGUGGUCUUCUCGUCCGUGUGUGUUGGUUAAGGGAGGACGCCAUAGGUUCCUAGGAGGCGUUCACAGCGAAGAGCUCCUUCGAUGGAGUCUUCUUUAGAGUUGUCCAACUCUUUGGGCAGCGUGUCGUCGCUGCUCGUCCGCCAUCGAACAUUCAAAGUUUUGGUAAUCGGAGAUUCUGCGGUGGGGAAGACGUGCCUCACUCACCGACUCUGUGCCGCCGACUUCCCCCGCGGCGCCGAGGCCACCAUCGGCGUGGACUUCCGAGAGAGACUCCUCGACUUGGACGGAGAGAAAAUUAAGCUCCAGUUGUGGGACACGGCGGGACAAGAGCGCUUCCGCAAGUCCAUGGUGCAACACUUCUACCGCAACGUGCAUGCGGUUCUCUUCGUGUACGACGUGACCUGCACCGCCAGCUUCAGCAGCCUUUCUGCGUGGGUGGAAGAGUGCAGGCAGAACUCCCUCGGCCAGGAAGUCCCCAGGUUCCUGGUGGGGAACAAAAGCGACCUCCGUGAUGUGGUGGAGGCUGACGGCCAAGUCAAUCAGGAAGAAGCGGUGUGCUUUGCCAAGGCCAACAACAUGAUGUUUUUUGAGACCUCCGCCAAAAUGACGGCAACGAGGCAACGAGAUGCUGGGGAGUUGCCUCGUCAGCACGAUGCGGUGGAAGACAUUGUCAACGCCAUCGGCGCCAGAUUGAAGAGGGCCAGCGCGGCGCCCAUGCCGAGGUACAGCGGCUCUUUUAAAGUCUUCAACAAAACAACGGAAGAGAAACAAGUCUGGACUUGCUGCUGAAAAGAAGGUGAAAGAAUGAGACCGUGGUACCCGCUUAAUGAAUAUUUCAUUUGAGACCUAUCACUCCAACACAACUUGUUUAUACAAAAUGUUUACUUUUCUGUCAUAUAUGCCACCUUUUAUCUACAAAUAUUAUUUGUGAACUUGUUAUAUAAGUAUGUACACAUUCUUGUUUACCCGCCGGUUUGUCUAUAAUUUGUCACUGUAUUUGAAAUUAAUAAAUGAGAGGAGACGACACAAGUUCAGUUAAA
This is a messenger RNA of Nerophis ophidion (straightnose pipefish), 1092 nucleotides long. RefSeq names its product ras-related protein Rab-33B-like. Gene Ontology annotation, cellular component: endosome; Golgi apparatus. Bases 134 to 841 code for a protein of 235 amino acids. The transcript is spliced from 3 exons. Gene Ontology annotation, molecular function: GTP binding; GTPase activity. NCBI's taxonomy places the organism in Eukaryota, Metazoa, Chordata, Actinopteri, Syngnathiformes, Syngnathidae. The record is from RefSeq and is a predicted model, not a curated record.